This is a messenger RNA of Drosophila busckii, 1809 nucleotides long. RefSeq lists its product as uncharacterized. The transcript is spliced from 6 exons. The coding region runs from base 70 to 1656 and encodes 528 amino acids. The record is from RefSeq and is a predicted model, not a curated record. Lineage: Eukaryota; Metazoa; Arthropoda; Insecta; Diptera; Drosophilidae.
UACUUCCGUUUUCUCUUUCUCCGCUUGCUUGUUUAACUGCCUAACUUACUAACUGUUUGUAGUGUAAAAAUGACAACAAGCGAUGAGAUAGGCACUUUCUGCCACGACCACAUCCAACAUCCGCUAAUGUGGUGCGAUGAGAAGAAGCGUUUAGUUGAGCGCAAGAAUGCCGAGGAGAGUCUCCGUAUGUGGCGACGACGCAAGGCCGAGGAAUGUGCCCGAAAGGAGAAGGAUAAACAAGAGUACUACGACUUGUUCCUGCAGCAUUGUCCUUGGGGCAGGCCAGGGGGUGGUGCGCCCAAUGUUGAGGUGCGACGUAAAGACAUCACGGCCGUAGGCCUGCAUUCAACCCCAAAAAUAUCUACCGCACAUCGCAUUAAUUCACUUCAACCUUGUUGCUACAACGACCUCAUCUCCAUGCAAAAGAAGUGCCCUAAGAAUCCGCUGGCCGCCUAUCAUCACCAUCAUCAUCAUCAUCCUCUACCACAUCCUCCGCCGCUAGCUGCAGGAAGACGACUGGCUCACGCCCACUCCAUUCACAACUUGCAGGAGAGUGGGCCACGCAGCAGCACUGUGACCAUUUGCGAACGAGAGCUACCUCCCAAGCCCAGUGUCGCGAUGUCCCAGAACGCAAACGGUGAGAGACUACAAAUCGAGCUUAAAGAGCAUCCCUCAAUGUCGUUUCGAAAUAAAAGCCAUGUGGAUAUCGAGCUGCGUUACAGGCCCUCGCCGAAAUGUGACGGUCAGUCACUACUCGAUAAGAUCGUCGUUCAGAGCGAGAGUGAUGGCCAGAUGCACGAAAAGCUCGGCUCACAAAAGAAGAAGCUGCAGUGUAAGCUAGAAAAGCCGUCUUGCAAGGAGCCUUGGGGUAAGGCUGGUCCCGGAGGCAAGCCCUGGCGCAGUCCUAAAGAAGUCGGCAACAAAUUUAUGAAAUCAUUGGGAUUAUCUAUAUCGCAGGGUUGGACCAACAAGGAAAUGCUUAAGGAACUCGACCAGGACAAUCCCGUUACGCCCGCAGAGAAAAAUACGUUCCGAAAAUCGCGAGCCAUCAGGGGUCCCAAAGUAGCCAAACCGCAACGGUGCUGCGAGCUUUGCACCUGUAACUGCUCCGCUAUGAACUCGUCGAGUCCUUUGAAACAGUCUAGAAAACCUCUGCAGCUGCAGCUGAAACCGCCGCCAUCUUGGGCCAACUCCCGAUCACCGCCCAAGGAAAGCAACCCUACCAAACUCUGCCCGCGACUGACUCGAGGCCACUGCUCAGGCAGCACUGGAAAUAGUGCUUUCACUGCUACGCCGGAUACUAUCCCUGCUAAUGAAGGUGGCGUAGAGUUGGUCCCACUGUUGGCACGCCGAAGAGGCUUGCAUCGACCAAUCAGCCUGUCAAGCACGGAUGUGACAAAGAGAACACUUUCUCAUGAUAGGUACGCACCACCAACCCAGUACAAGAUCAUGACCAAACCCAACAACAGCAAUGAACCAAGCAUCAACAAAAUCAUCAAGAGCAUUAGUCACAUGAAGCGGCUCCCCAAGAACUUGAAUUGCAAGUUACAGUGCUGUAGUUGCAAGUGCAUCACAGCCACUGCCACUGCCGUCAGCACAACAGCAAGCUUUCCGCCCACCUGCUGCCUCAAGCGGCUCACCCUGCACAUACGCUAGUUUAGUCCCAAAACUGCAAUAUCCAGAGCAAGAUUCUAUGUUUGUGUAUAAUUCUAUAUUUCUAUUAAGCUCUCAUUGUACCAAAGGAUCUACAUAGAAAUAGUAAGAUGAGUAACGCCCAUACAAACACGCGUGAAGCAAAAAUGUUUAACG